GUCACUAUAGCUUAUCAACGUUUACACCAAAACCGACUCGCGAGUUGCUAUGUAGUUGACAAACCGAUAAACAAUUUAGAUUAUUCAAAACUAUUGUAACUAAGUUCUCAUAUCUUAUUUCUGGCAGUAAAAAUUAAUCUCGAAUCUUGAACCAGUUCAAUCGUGUAGCUGCAAGAAGCGGUUGACUGAUCAGUUUUACAUUUGUACAUAUGAAAAAAAGAUAGAACAGGACUAAAACGAGAGCCAAUUCUUUCAUCUUGUUACUGCUGGUUCAGCCAUUUAAGUAUCUAACCAAGGGGAAGGUACUUUUUGCAGUUCUAUAUAAUUUACGAAAGUUGUCAUCGAGAUACAGCGCGUUUACUGCGCACAAUUUUUGUCUAUUGUCCUCCAGUGACAUCCUUUUUUCGGGCAUAAAACCUUAAUAAAUUUUAAAGCUUUAAAAAAGCGAUGGGCCCUGCUUUGAGUAGUUCAGUGGCACCAAGUAACAUGCCUCAAAGAACCACAAGAAACAGUAGAAAAACUGUCACCAGGACUCUGGAGCCUACUCGAAUUCCAGAGCCACUCAACCUCAGUAUUCCAGAGCAAUUUGCUAGGAUUGUUAGUGCUCCACAAUCCGAUGUUCAAAGGAACUUAGAACCUUGUGAUUUUAUCGAUUUGACUGAAGACUCGCCUAAUAAUCUAGCUUUGAGACGAAAAAGAUCCAAUCCAUCAAACAAUGAAGUAAUCGUUGAGUAUAGUAAUUCAGAUGAAGUUGCAGUUUUAGAAGAUUUGAACAAUUCUUCGAGACUUCAAAAACCAAAAAGACCUGCCAUAGUUAUUGAUCUUGAUGAAACAGUUACAUUAGAUGAUUCUGCCAAAACAGUAGGAAAUCAGUCGCAAAAGGAAAAGAGUUUGUCUUGUCCUAUCUGUCUAGAAAAUUUUAUUACUAAUCAAGAUUUAAAACCAAUGACUACACCAUGUGGUCAUUUGUUUUGCUUCGAGUGCCUUAAGAAAAUAACUAAGUCAACUAAAAAGUGUUCAAUGUGUCAAAGACCGUUAUCCUUUGGUGCAUGUAUACGUCUGCAUAUUUAACUCAAUUUUUAUCAGUUUAUAUUCACGUUUCACAAUCAGUUUUUUAAUAUAAUGUGUUGGAAAUCAAUAAUUCAGUAUGUUAUUUGAUGCUUGAAUAAUUAAUUAGAUGUUCAAAAAAAUUUUGCUAGAAAAUUUGUUAGAAAAUCAUUGAAGCUGCAAUUAUUAUUUUUUUCCAUUCUCAAUAUUUAUGAAAAUCCAAAUUUUAUUCGAUACAGUAUGUCUAAAUGUAACAAGAGUAAAUACAUGCUAUUCUUUGCUGUACACAAAAAAUCAAUCAAUGUGACCACAAUAUCUUGUAAGAAUUUGGAUCACAUUUGUUUUCAAUGAAAUUAGCACAUACUGAGUUUUUGAUUAUGAAUUUGAUGAAGAUGUUAUAAAGCUGAAGUUACUGAAUAUAAAUACAAAAUUUAAUAUCUGUAAGUUUGCACCAGACUGAUUUUUUGUAUGGAUAAAAUACUUUAUGAAAUAUCGACUUCUGGAUAUAAUUAAUAUAAAAAACUACAAAUCAUCCUAUAGAAAAUCGUUCUUAUAGUUUAACCUUUGCAUUUUCAAGUUUUGCAUAAAUAUAUCCCAAAUAUUAAGAUCGUCUCUCAUGUGCUGUAAUUUUCUUUACUUUUUCUAUGAAAAUGUGUAAAUAAAGUUGGUGACUGAUGUAAACCUUUAAAAACCAUUUUACAAUGAGAUUAAAUUUGUAAUCUUUGGCACACUUGUUGAAAAAAAAUAUAACUUUUUGUUUUGAUUCUAUAUACAAUUGUGU
Molecule: messenger RNA, 1828 nt
Organism: Copidosoma floridanum
Lineage: Eukaryota; Metazoa; Arthropoda; Insecta; Hymenoptera; Encyrtidae
Product: E3 ubiquitin-protein ligase RNF4
Biological process (GO): positive regulation of transcription by RNA polymerase II
Molecular function (GO): transcription factor binding
Source: RefSeq, a predicted model, not a curated record